AUGAUUGAUUUUACGGACGAUCUGGAAAACUGGAUGGGACGGCUACCGGCUGAAUUGAAAGCAGUACCUCUCAUACAUUUAGCAAUUCCCGGCUCACAUGACGCGAUGUCGUACGGCAUAAAGAACAAAGCACCGGUCGCUCCGGAUGCCGAUCCGAUCGUAGGUACGCUCAACAAGUUCAUUCCCUGUGUCGUGCGACGAUGGGCCGUAACGCAACGGUACAACAUGCUCGAACAGCUCAAGGCUGGCGUAAGGUACUUCGAUUUACGCAUCUGUAUGAAGCGACCCGAGAACAAGUUUUAUUUUGUUCACGGUUUGUUCUGUGAAGAAAUCUCGGAACCGCUCGAUCUGCUGAAGGAAUUCCUUCGCACACAUCCGAAGGAGUUCGUCGUACUAGACUGUCAGCAUUUCUAUUCGUUCAAUCCAACCGAUCACUGCGUCUUGUCGGCGGAACUAAACCGUAUCUUUGACCGUAAGAUAUACUCGCGCAAUGUAAGCGAACUGAAGGAAUGUACGCUAGAAUCGGCGACCGGCAAUGGCAAACAGGUGCUGAUCGUGUACCGUAGCGAUGCGUGCGUUAAUGAGCGUUUCUGGCUGAGCCAGGAUUGGCCAACACCCUGGCCGAACGAGAUUAAUGUGAAGAAGCUGCAGCAGUAUUUGGACGAAUCAUUGACCCAGCGGCGCCCCGACACCGGCUUCGUGUCACAGUGCGUCCUAACGCCGACGGUACGCUACAUAGUGCCUCGGUUUAUGUCGUCGCUCAGGUCCACCUGUGCGAAGGUGGUCGAUAGACAGCUGAUGGACUGGAUCAAGGGACAAAUGCCGGGCACAUUCGCUGGCGAAGAAAAGCCCCGGACCAAUGUGUUUCUGGCCGAUUUUGUCGACAUAGCGGACAAUCAGUUUUGCAAGGUGGUGGUCGGCCUAAACAGGAAGCUGUUAGAGCAGGAAAACAAUAGCACGCACAGCUCACCAUCUAAAAAGAGUUCGUAA
Messenger RNA from Anopheles maculipalpis, 990 nucleotides. RefSeq names its product PI-PLC X domain-containing protein 3. The transcript has 2 exons. NCBI's taxonomy places the organism in Eukaryota, Metazoa, Arthropoda, Insecta, Diptera, Culicidae. Gene Ontology annotation, biological process: lipid metabolic process. Gene Ontology annotation, molecular function: phosphoric diester hydrolase activity. The record is from RefSeq and is a predicted model, not a curated record. Bases 1 to 990 code for a protein of 329 amino acids.